Molecule: messenger RNA, 945 nt
Organism: Pecten maximus
Lineage: Eukaryota; Metazoa; Mollusca; Bivalvia; Pectinida; Pectinidae
Exons: 1
Coding region: 1-945 (314 amino acids)
Source: RefSeq, a predicted model, not a curated record
AUGUCAACACACAGGGACAGCGUCAAGUAUAAAGAGUACGGAGGAAUGUCAACACACAGGGACAGCGUCAAGUAUAAAGAGUACGGAGGAAUGUCAACACACAGGGACAGCGUCAAGGAUAAAGAGUACGGAGGAAUGUCAACAAACAGGGACAGCGUCAAGUAUAAAGUGUACGGAGGAAUGUCAACACACAGGGACGGCGUCAAGUAUAAAGUGUACGGAGGAAUAUCAACACACAGGGACAGCAUCAAGUAUAAAGUGUACGGAGGAAUGUCAACACACAGGGACAGCGUCAAGUAUAAAGUGUACGGAGGAAUGUCAACACACACGGACAGUGUCAAGGAUAAAGUGUACGGAGGAAUGUCAACACACAGGGACGGCGUCAAGUAUAAAGUGUACGGAGGAAUGUCAACACACAGGGACAGCGUCAAGUAUAAAGUGUACGGAGGAAUGUCAACACACACGGACAGUGUCAAGGAUAAAGUGUACGGAGGAAUGUCAACACGCAGGGACGGCGUCCAGUAUAAAGUGUACGGAGGAAUGUCAACACACAGGGACAGCGUCAAGGAUAAAGAGUACGGAGGAAUGUCAACGCACAGGGACAGCGUCAAGUAUAAAGAGUACGAAGGAAUGUCAACGCACAGGGACGGCGUCCAGUAUAAAGAGUACGGAGGAAUGUCAACACACAGGGACAGCGUCAAGGAUAAAGAGUACGGAGGAAUGUCAACGCACAGGGACAGCGUCAAGUAUAAAGAGUACGAAGGAAUGUCAACACACAGGGACAGCGUCAAGGAUAAAGAGUACGGAGGAAUGUCAACACACAGGGACAGCGUCAAGUAUAAAGUGUACGGAGGAAUGUCAACAAACAGAGACAGGGUCAAGUAUAAAGAAUACGGAGGAAUGUCAACACACAGGGACAGUGUCAAGUAUAAAGUGUACGGAUGA